AUGUCGAAAGUGCAAGAUCGCCACCAAUUUCAUAAAUUCGAGAAGCCCUCUAUGAGAACUGGCAUCAAACUUUCCAAGAAGGACGUCGGUAUGGUACUGACUGUCCUAGCUUUCGGUUGCUACGUUAGACUGUGGAACCUAUCUUGGCCGUCGGCGGUUGUUUUUGAAGAAUCCAGUGUUGGUAGGUUCUAUAGCGACUAUCUGACGAAAACUUUUUCACUGGAUAUUAACCCGCCACUUGGAAAGCUUCUACUUGUACUAGGCACCUGUUCUUCCGGAUUCGAUGGCCGAUUUGAUUUUACAAACGUUGGAGGAUCUUAUGCCAGCUCCGACGUACCUUAUGUCCGUCUCCGAAUGAUCUGUGCCACUAUGGGAGCUCUUGCUAUUCCAAUGGCAUAUUUGACCCUUCGAUUGGCUGGGUACACAAGGGCGGCCUCAGUCACAGCCGCUCUUAUGAUAUGUUAUGAAAAUAGCAACAUUGCGAUCAGCCGUUUCAUCAAUCUGGACAGUAUGCUUUUAUGCUUCACGGCGCUUACUACAAUGACCUGGAUGCGCUUUGAAAAGCUACACAAUAGUCCUUUCACUGCUCAGUGGUGGUUAAAUCUGAUCAUGACUGGUCUGGGACUCGGGCUGACCAUCAGCACUAAAUGGGCUGGAAUUUUCACUCUUGGAUUCAUCAGCUUAAGGGCAUUAACCCAAAUCUGGGUGCUAAUUGGAAAUCGGCAAACUUCCAUCAUUUCUGUUGCCAAACAUGCCUUCUGUAGAUCCGUGUGCCUUCUCCUCUUUCCUGCUGUCGUAUAUUUGUCGAUUUUCUAUGUGCACGUCAGUCUAAUGACAAACACCAGUACUCAUGCCAGAACUCUGAUGUCUCGCCCAUUUCAACAUAACCUUUUCGGUGGAAAAUUCAAUGGCACAUAUGCUUUGGUAACAAACAAUACAGUGGUUCGUCUCCGGCAUCAAGCAACAAAUGGAGGAUUUCUCCAUAGUCAUAAUCAUCAAUAUCCUACCGGCAGCAAGCAACAACAAGUGACAUUAUACAGUCAUGGAGACGAUAACAACUUGUGGUAUAUUUCCAAGAAGGUUCAUCAGAGUAGCCACACCAAUCUUAUUCUGCCUGGUGAUAUAGUGCGAUUCAGACAUUUAAUGACUGGGAAGUGGCUGCAUUCUCAUGAUCUUCGACCUCCAGUCAGUAAUGGAGACCACUAUAAUGAAGCAAGCGCCUAUGCUGCAGAAGAUGACUGGUUUAAUGACUGGAAGGUUGAGGUCGUCGAUCACGAGAAAUCUGACCCAUCAUCCAAAACAACUCUUAAGGCAUUGCGUACGAGAAUUCGUCUUGUGCACGUCGGUACUAAAUGCUCAUUGAUGUCCAAGGACAUGAGACUUCCAAAAUGGGGAUUUGGUCAACAAGAGGUUACAUGCGUAAAAGGAAAAUCGAAGAAUACCGUAUGGUACAUAGAAAACUCCUGGCCAAACUUAGACACCCAGGAUGGCAACGAUGUAAUCAACUAUCCAGCUAUGAGCAUGUCUGAAAAAGUUCAGGAAGUACUUGCUGCAAUGUGGAGCUUAUAUAAAGGCCUCAAAGAUUCUCAGCCGUAUCUUUCUACGCCAAUCUCUUGGAUAACGUCGAGCCGCGGUAUACCGUUGUACCAGACUGGUGGCAUCCAAUUUUACGCAUUAGGUAACCCUGUGGUGUUUUAUAGUACAGCACUGGCCGUUGUAGCUAUAGCCAGUGGUUAUGGAUUGCGGCUACUCUUUGAAAAGCGAAAAAUUCAAUCUUCGCUGGUGACGCUCCCUACGCAUGUGGAUCAGACAAUUGGAUUUUUUUUCUACGGCUGGGCAUGUCACUUCUUACCUUAUAUACUAGUGGGCAAGCAACUCUUUUUGGCAUCCUACCUGAUUGCUUUGUACUUUGGCGUUCUUUUGGCGACCAGUCUACUGGAAGCUGGAGUUUUUCCGCUCAAUCUCCGAAAAAGAGUACUAGCAGUGAUUCUUGUGAAUGCGGUAGUCUACCAUUCUUACAGGACCUUUACUCCUAUCACAUAUGGUACACUUUGGACACACGAGUCGUGUGAAGCCUCAAAGUGGCAAAAGACUUGGGAUUACGAUUGUAGCAUGUGA
This is a messenger RNA of Umbelopsis ramanniana AG, 2118 nucleotides long. RefSeq lists its product as uncharacterized. The record is from RefSeq and is a predicted model, not a curated record. Gene Ontology annotation, molecular function: dolichyl-phosphate-mannose-protein mannosyltransferase activity. NCBI's taxonomy places the organism in Eukaryota, Fungi, Mucoromycota, Umbelopsidomycetes, Umbelopsidales, Umbelopsidaceae. Gene Ontology annotation, cellular component: membrane. The transcript has 11 exons. Gene Ontology annotation, biological process: protein O-linked glycosylation via mannose. The coding region runs from base 1 to 2118 and encodes 705 amino acids.